Molecule: messenger RNA, 2179 nt
Organism: Juglans regia (Persian walnut)
Lineage: Eukaryota; Viridiplantae; Streptophyta; Magnoliopsida; Fagales; Juglandaceae
Product: inorganic phosphate transporter 1-4-like
Exons: 2
Coding region: 202-1827 (541 amino acids)
Biological process (GO): transmembrane transport; phosphate ion transport
Cellular component (GO): membrane
Molecular function (GO): phosphate transmembrane transporter activity
Source: RefSeq, a predicted model, not a curated record
AACCCACUAGCUAGUACUACAUUCCUCAACUUUCUUCGACUUCCAGCUUCUGCUCGAUCCCUCUGUCUCGCUUAAUUUUUUCUCUCUUGUUUUUACUGCCCCGGAUCCCGAGAAAGACAAGGAAAGGCCAGACAAAGAAACAUUGUGCGAAACAGACAGCAGAGAAGUAAUUAAGCUUCUGAGUGAGCUCGAAAAUUAACCAUGGCCAAGGACAAUUUACAGGUGCUUAACGCCCUCGAUGUAGCAAAAACACAAUGGUAUCAUUUCACUGCUAUCAUCAUUGCAGGAAUGGGGUUCUUCACCGAUGCAUAUGAUCUAUUCUGCAUAUCUCUUGUCACCAAAUUGCUUGGUCGCAUAUACUACCAUGUUGAUGGUGCGGAAAAGCCUGGCACGUUGCCUCCCAACGUCUCAGCUGCUGUCAAUGGUGUAGCAUUCUGUGGAACUCUCGCCGGCCAGCUCUUCUUUGGGUGGCUUGGAGACAAGAUGGGCAGGAAACGAGUCUACGGCAUGACUCUCAUGCUCAUGGUUAUAGCCUCCGUAGCUUCAGGUCUUUCUUUUGGCCACAAUGCUAAAUCUGUCAUGGCAACACUUUGCUUUUUCCGGUUCUGGCUUGGGUUUGGUAUCGGCGGUGACUACCCACUUUCCGCCACCAUCAUGUCCGAAUAUGCUAAUAAGAAGACUCGUGGUGCUUUCAUUGCCGCAGUCUUCGCCAUGCAGGGAUUUGGAAUCCUAGCAGGCGGUAUAUUUGCAAUCAUUAUUGCAUCAGCGUUUAAGGCUAAGUUUGAUGCUCCAUCUUAUGAGGUUGACGCGCUUCGCUCAACCGUCCCACAAGCAGACUUUGUUUGGAGGAUCAUUCUAAUGGUAGGAGCACUCCCAGCUGCACUGACUUACUACUGGAGGAUGAAGAUGCCUGAAACUGCCCGUUACACUGCCCUUGUUGCCAAGAACGCAAAACAGGCUGCAAACGAUAUGUCAAAAGUUCUUCAGGUUGACAUUGAAGCAGAACCGCAGAAGGUUGAGCAGUUAGCUCAACAACCAGCCAACACUUUUGGUUUGUUCUCUAAACAGUUUCUUCGCCGCCACGGACUUCACUUGCUUGGAACAACAAGCACAUGGUUCUUGCUUGACAUUGCAUUUUACAGUCAGAAUCUAUUUCAAAAGGAUAUCUUCAGUGCAAUUGGAUGGAUUCCUGCAGCAAAGACCAUGAAUGCCAUCGAUGAGGUGUACAGAAUCGCAAGGGCACAAACACUGAUUGCUCUGUGCAGUACUGUUCCAGGCUACUGGUUUACAGUGGCUUUCAUUGACAAGAUAGGAAGAUUUGCUAUCCAAUUGAUGGGUUUCUUCUUCAUGACAGUGUUUAUGUUUGCCCUGGCUAUUCCUUACAACCACUGGACUCACAAGGAUAAUCGCAUUGGGUUUGUGGUGAUGUAUUCCCUCACCUUCUUCUUUGCAAAUUUUGGGCCUAAUGCCACCACAUUUGUCGUGCCGGCGGAGAUCUUCCCAGCUAGGCUCAGGUCUACUUGCCAUGGCAUCUCGGCAGCAUCCGGGAAGCUCGGGGCUAUUGUUGGUGCUUUUGGGUUUUUGUAUUUGGCUCAGAACCAGGACAAGGCCAAGGCAGAUGCAGGGUACCCUGCAGGAAUUGGGGUGAAGAAUUCACUCCUUGUAUUGGGUGGAAUCAACUUCUUGGGAAUAUUGUUUACUUUCUUGGUGCCUGAAUCGAAAGGAAAAUCUUUGGAGGAGAUGUCUAGGGAGAACGAGGACGAAAAUGGAGAAAUGCAGGAGUUGGAUCAAACAUCUUACGAAAACAGGACAGUUCCCCUGUCUUAGAUUGAUUGUGUCAGUGGAAUGUUCUUUAGAAUCAACCUGAGUCAGAGUCCCUCCCCUCUUCUUUAGGGUGAGAGUAGCUCAAGUUUCUCUAAGCAGUUUCUUAGAAUACUACCGCGUAACCCCUUUCUUCAUUCGGCACGAGAAGCUUUUGUGUUGUUCUUUUUUAUCUAGAUCUGUGUACUAGUUCUAUUUUUAGUUUCUGUUCUCUCUUGUAGUAUCUCGGUUCUACAUCAUCGCUUAAUAUUGAGAAACAUGAGAAGAAUAUUUCUCCGCUGUUUCUUGUCAUUCUAUGCUAUGAUGAUCGGGGACCUGUAGCCAUCAAAAUUGAAUAAGAUGUAACCAUUUGGCCAUA